GUAGAAAGUCCCUGAUAUGGAGCUGCUCGGGACACAGCCAGCUGUCCACAUGGCCCAGAGUGUGGUUUACGCUGACCUGAGGUUUGCCAAGGUGCCCGCGGGACGCAGCACGCCCUGCCAAGCGCUGGAGGCAGCCCUGUGCGAGGACGAGGCGGAGAGCCCCUACGAGAACGUGGAGCCAGCGCAGGCACCCGUGGGUCAGGACAGGCAGGGGUCCCAGCCCAGCCCAGGGCGCUGGCGCCGGCUGCGGUCCGUCCCCGUGGGGCUGCUGGCAGCCUGCCUGCUGCUGCUGGCCGUUGCCAUCGCCCUGGGGCUGUGCUACUGGCAGGUCACCCGCAAGCUGCAGGACACCUCCCGCGCGCACGCGGCCGAGCACGGCCGCCUCUCGCAGCAGGUGAGCCUGCAGGAGCAGAGCCUGCAGCAGACACGGCUGGAGCUGGCGCAGGCCAAAGCGGAGCUGCAGCGCGCGUGGCUGGAGGGCAACAGCAGCGGGCAGGAGCUGGAGCGCUGCAACACGGAGCUGGAGCAUGUCCUGGGGACCCUGAGGUGGACGGAGAGGGAGCUGCAGGAUGUGCAGGGGAAGCUCAGUGCCAGUGAGAGCACCGUGAGCAGCCUGCGCGCCUGUGUGAAUACAGACUGCUGCCCCUCGGGCUGGAUGCUGUACAAGGGCAAGUGCCUCUUCAUCUCGGUGGAGAAGAAGACCUGGUGGGACAGCAAAAGCGACUGUGAAAGUAAAACCUCUCUGCUCCUGGUGCAGGACCCCUGGGAGUCGUGGACACUGCCGGAUUUUGUGGCAGCGCCAGGUGCCCAGUACUGGGUAGGCGCGAUAUAUCCAGAGUGGAAAAGGCCAUUUGUGUGGGUGGACAAGAAGACAUCUAAAACGAUGCCCUAUUACUUUGUCUGUGGAAAAGCACACUCCGGGAAAAUACAGAGUUACUUCUGCUCAGAGAAACUCCCGUGGAUCUGCGAGCAGGCCCCAGAGAUGAGCAGCGCAUCCGACACCCUGUUUCCUCUCCUGGCCAAGGGGUGAUUGCAACUCCCCAGCCCCUCAUUGCAGGACCUGGGAACAGGAUCUCUGGCUGCACUGAGGAGACACCCUCACCCGUGCUGCAAUGCAAGCAUCCAUGCUGCACCUUGCCUCAACCAUGUUGCAAAGCUCUGAGGAGACAGUUUGGGAAAAAGUCUGUAUUUUAAAGCAAGACUUUUGGAAAACAAUUGGCAUUUCCCUCUCUCACACUCAUGCCAGCACUUAUACCCCCUAACACCUGCCCUCCAGCGCCCAGACGUG
Messenger RNA from Dromaius novaehollandiae (emu), 1288 nucleotides. RefSeq names its product B-cell differentiation antigen CD72-like. The transcript has 7 exons. The record is from RefSeq and is a predicted model, not a curated record. Gene Ontology annotation, cellular component: plasma membrane. Lineage: Eukaryota; Metazoa; Chordata; Aves; Casuariiformes; Dromaiidae. Gene Ontology annotation, molecular function: transmembrane signaling receptor activity. Bases 17 to 1030 code for a protein of 337 amino acids.